CACCCCGGCCCACCGCCGUGGCAGUGGUCUCGUGUCGGCACGCCGCCUCACGCAGCCUGCACCCUCCGCAACUGCUGUUCUCGUCUGGCACCGCUCCACCGUGGACGACCGCAUUCCGCUCGGUUUCUUCUUUGGAUGAGCCGGCGUGCUUAGCACCUUCCUCGUUGCACGGCCUGCCCGUACCCGGACCCUCACACGCCCGGCACCAUGGCUGUCAGCGAACGGAUAUCACAGCUCAUGGGUGCCCUCGAGACGGCUUCGGGCGUGGACUCAUCGCGCGCGACUUCUCCGGGCGGUGACUGGCGCCAGAGCAACGGCGACACGAACGGCACAGACGAGGAGAAGCAGAAUCGCAGCCGCCCGCGCACCUUUCCCUACUUCGAGUACCUUCCGUACAAGGCAGAGAACCCCAGCGAGCGCAUCGAGAACCUCAACACAUGUCUGAAGCAUCUGUAUAUCGCCGUCUCGGCUGGCGAUUUUGCACCAGGCGCGGUGCACUGGACGCGCGAGCUGCGCGGAUGGAUUCAGCUGAAGUUCGAGAUCCCGCGAGAUACGCGGAUUAAGAUGGUUAAUCUGUACUACGAGCUAGCAUUGGCUCCUGGUCUAGAUUAUCUGGUUGCGGAGCGCUUUGCGAGCAUGUUCAUGACCCUGACCAAGCGGAAACACUAUCUGCGCCCCGGCAAGGACCUGACGCUCGACUGGCGGCCGCUGUUCCGUGAACUGAAGACGUUCGUUCUCCCCUCCGAGUCGGGUGGCUCCUCGCCGCCGAGCAUCAAGCGAAAUAUUCGAACGUUGACAAAGCUCUGCACCUUUGCGCAGUACUAUUUCGACCCACAGGAAAUACCGGCUAUUCUAGAGGAGGUUCUUCCUUUCUUCAGCACGUCAUACUCGGAAGGUGCAUUCGUUGUCAUCGGCCUGCUCAACCUGCUGAUGCCGACGAGCGUACCACCAGAGGACAGGGAGGACCUGCAGCCGCAAGAGUACCUGCCUCUAUAUUUCCAUCUGUGGUCCCUAGUAAAUCGGUCCAAGCUGGCCGAUGCGCACUUCAUGGAUGUUAUGUCACGAAUGGCACGCGAAUUGCUUCCCGCAAGCCACGUCCCGUUCUCGCAGUAUGGCCUGUUCACCAGCGAGCAGUGCUCACUCGUAUUCACGUCUAUUUUACGCUUGCUCGAGAUUCCCGUCGGACAAGCGACUUCGCCAUACAGCACCACCGUCGAUUUAGGCGCCGGCCUUGCGGUCAUGCUCGACCGAGAUCAGCGCAAACAUCCCUCUACCCACCAUAUCGCACGUAUCAUAGUCAUGUCUUUCUCCCCCGCGUGCAUGGAGCACGAAGAUUCCGUUUUCAGCAAACUCGAGGGUCUCAUCCAAGCCAUCGAGACAUUCUACCACCCUUCGAACUCUGGCAACUGGACGCGAUCGCUUGCGCAGCUUGUGUUCUACCUGACCGACUUCUUCCUCUUGCGAUGGAAUCGGGAACAUAAUGGCGAAAUGAAUGUUCCCGAAGAUCGAAAGUUGAACGACGCGCUCAAGCGUCGGUUUGUGCUGUGUUUGCGCGAGGUCACCUUCAUGGGUAUCUUCUCGAAGAGCGAGCGAGCUGUGCUCUACUCUCAGAGCGCCUUGCAAGGUCUUGCAUACUUGGAGCCGACCCUCAUACUGCCGGGUGCGUUACAGCGCAUCUAUCCGGCCAUGCAGGGCUUGGUUGAGGUACACCGUACCAUCUCCUCAAUCAAAGCGUUGCAAAUGCUGUCCAAGAUCAUGGCGCGUACUAAAGGCUUCCGUUGCCACGUUACGACCUUACUAGGACUUGCCAUUCCAGGAAUCGACCCCAAUGACCUGGACAAGACCGUGCAGACCCUGAGUUACAUUCAAGGAGUCUGUUACACAGUGCCGUUCCAUGACCUUACACAAGAAAAGAAGGGCGUAAAUGGCACGACCUCGGCGUCGGGAACAGCGACACCGAUGGAAGGCGUUGACGUUGGUACCGGGCUUGCUGUGGAAUGGAUCACGCAACAGGUGGAACGGUUGGAGAACGCCAAAGGUUUCGCCGAGAUCGAUUACAAUCAGGAGCUCAGUGAUCAUGAGGAACAGAUGAUCUUACGUUCUUCGACCACGGGCCUUGCCGAGUUCUUGUUGUCCUUCCUCGGCCGGGUUUUUACCCUCCUUGAGAAUUUGCCGGAUGCUGCAAGGGUACGCAGCGGCUCGCCUGAAGAAAAUGUGGCAAACUACCUGCCGGCGGCGUUUACGCCACUGCUUGCGGCGCUCUCCCCUGAGCUUUUCGACAUUGCCCUUGACAAGGUUGCCAACUUUAUCACGAACCAUGUCAUUCAUCAGGCUCGUGAUGCGAUAUCAUUCAUCUGCAACAGCUUUGUCAAGGUGAAUCCAGAGAAAUCCCUAAAGCGACUACUUCCCCAUCUCUUCGCUGGUAUUCGCACAGAGAUCGAAGAUAAUGGGGCUGGCUCAACACGAACCACAGGCGCCGAAGUCCUUCCACGAGAUCGUGGGCUUGUCUGGUACCUCUGCAUCUUGGGCAUGUGUGUUGUCCACGUCGGAGAUGCCGUCAUGGAGUGGAAAGACGAGCUCUUCGAACUUGCAGAGUAUAUGCAAAAAAACGUUCGUGGUGCUGCUACGAUCCAUGUCUCCAACUUCAUACAUCAUCUCCUUCUCAAUAUCACAUGCACAUACACCAACGACUACUCCAUCUACGAGGAUGACGAGCUUGAGAAUGGUCUCACAGCAAACUCGUGGGGUCGUCAGGUAGAUGUAAAGCAAUUGAACAUCAAAUGGCACAAGCCCAGUGCUGAGGAGAUCGACUUUGCCGUUAAGCUAUUCGAGUCUCAAGUCACUACCUCUAUCAAUACUUUGACUGCUUUGAUUUCUGCCGAGCCACCAGUCAAGCGCGAAGGUACGGGCAAGGACUGGUCAGAUGAGCUUUCUCGGAACAUCACGCUGCUGCGACUCGUCAUAUCCGGUAUCUCUGUUUUGUUCAAUAUCCGCCAUGACCAGCCACACGAAGCGGGCGAUGAUGAGGACGAAAUCGAUGCCAUGGAAACAGAAGGCAUCGAGGACGACGCUGGGCUGGGCGAGGCUGAAGACGAGGAUGUCAAGCCAACCUUCCAAUACGAAACAGGAUACCCUCUGGAACGUGGCGACAAGAACUACGAGCUUCUUCACGACCUCCGCCAUAAGGUCGGCCUGACGCUACACGAAGUUCACUGCUUCUUGAACGAGAAACAAGAGGAUGACGUUAUAUGUUUCAACCAACUGUACAAUGCCUAUCGGUCGUGGUUCAUCGACGUGGGAAUCGAACGGUCUGCCCAUAUUCUGGAGCGUGUAACCCGUCUACUCGAAUCCGAUGAGGUCGCGUUCAAGUUCCAAGGGUUGAGGAAGGAGUAUCCGCGACCGUUACUUGUUAGACGCGCCUAUGUCUACCACCUGCAGCGUCUACGACACAAUGCGAGCACUCGACCGAAGACAGACCUUGACAAAACAUUACUUCUGGACCUUGCACAGUCAAGCAUUUCUCUGUAUACUGACAUUCGCCGUACCGCGCAGACUGCUAGCGAAUCAGCCAUUAAAUGUGUGUUGGGUGCGAAGCCCCUCAUCAUUCCCCCGCUUCUUGAUGCCUUAGUGAAGGCUAUCGGCGAGAAUGAUUAUCCUCGCAUUAAGGGUGCCAUGUUCACCCUUCUAUUCGGUAGCCUAGCGAAGACGAUCAGUCGUGAUUGGCGGUUCACACCUACUCUCAUCAAAGCCUUCAUCGAAGUCACCGGUGCCGACAAGCCCUCUGUUCAAAAGCUUGCAGCGAAUGCGACGUUCCAAGUCAUGGACAUGGGUAAGGCAAUGGAGCGCAUGGUGAUCCUUGACAAAGCAGUUGUUGAAGCCAUCGCUUUUGUCAUCGACCCGCUCGAAGACAACACGGUGCAGCAAAAGGUUGUGAAGCGGCGGGACUUCAUCCAGAAAAAGCGAGCCCGGAUUGAAGGUAAGAAGGCAAAUCUCUCCAAGGAGCUGAUCGACAUGACGAAAACCUCCCAUUGGAAGAAGGUCAGCCGAACCGCGGCCAUCAUCGUCAAUCUCACUAUGCGCUUCGAUACGAUUGCCUCAGACGAAAUGAUCACCCUUGUAGGCCAAGGAGCCAUAGAUCAGCACCCUAGCCUUCGUGGGCUGUACGCUGGUGCUUUGGUAGGCUUGUUUGGCGUCAUCCAGACUCGUGCCCUUGCCGAUCAUAGCUAUGAGAAAUACUUACUCAUGGAAGAGGAGGUACCUGACAAGAUCUCGGUAGAUACAAAAGCCGAUGAUCCUACAUGGACAGAAGAGUACUUGAGCAUGUUCACCAAGGCGGAUGCCAAGUACUAUGUCGAUGCCGACUACCCUGGUUGGUUAGUGUGGACGAAGACGAUGCCUGCCUUCCUACCCAAUCCUCCGGAGAUGGCUUAUGACGAGGUAGAAACGCAUGUUCGGAAGAAGCUUGCCGCGAUUCUUGAUCGAUCGUGGUUCUCGAAUUACUUUGCUUUCAUGAAGCAAGAACCACGUGACUCAGGAGCUGAUCGUUUCCGGAUGUCCAGCGCUAUGCUGCUAACGCAUGCUUUCGAUUUGGUUUUCGCGGGCUUGACAUCGACCACCUUUGAAGAUAUCAAGGAUCUCACCCAAGCUGUUUACGGUGAUGGUAGCGAUAAGCACCAGCACCGUGCGACAUCCGAAAUCAUGGGUGCUUUGCUCACCUGUGCACCUGACCUCCAGCCUGAGCAGCGACAAGAAACCUGGGAGUAUGUCUUCCCAAUCAUUCGGGGCAUAUUUGAAGACGGCCUGAAUCCGGACAACUCGGGUUACUGGACGACCUUCUUACAUGUUGUGCUUCAAGCUAAAGAUCCCAGGCGAGGCUGGCCUCUUGUAGACUGGCUGUCAAGCUUCCGCCUGGACAUGGACUCCAACGCGGCCUUCAAGGAGAGCUCCAAGAUUUACCUACUCCAACAAUGCAUUGCUGACGCUGGUUGGCACUUCCGCCUGGAGAAGCCCAUCUUGGAGAACUUCAUGCAGCAUCUUGAUCAUCCGUACAAGGGUGUACGUGAAGCCAUGGGCCAAACUAUCGCCGCCAUCUAUCGAACACGGUACUACGAAUCAUACAAAAACGUUGGUGCACUCAUCAAAGCGCAAAAAGAAGCCUCAUCUAUUGGUGUCCGGCCAUACGAGCCGACACCUGAGUUCUCGAAGAUGAUAACAGAAGUCUUCGAGCGUCUGGAAGUGUGGCGAGGCGAGCGUCCCGCAGGUCAACAAACCCCCUCGCCGUAUACGAACGGCGGCAAGACAGUCCUCCUCUGGCUCGACUCCACUCUCUCAUCCUACGAAUGCACACAACUCGUCCAGUUCUUCCCCAACGUGUUCACCGAGCAGCUCCUCCACAUGAUGGAUAUCAAAGAGGAUCCCGAGCUCCAGUCUCUUGCUUACCACGUCUUCCGCCACUUGCCCAACAUCCCGCACCGUCAGGGCGAAGACGCAGAGUUCAUCGCGGCUCUUAUCCGCAUUGGCCGCACAGCAAGCAGCUGGCACCAACGUCUUCGCAUCCUCAUCAACAUCCAGGUCAUUUACUUCCGCCGGCUCUUUUUGAUGAGCGAACAGCAGCAGCUCGCCAUGUUCGAAUGCGUCUCCGCCAUGCUUCAAGACGCGCAACUCGAGGUCCGCAUGGGCGCUGCCACAACGCUCUCCGGCAUGAUCCGCUGCUCGCCCGUCGCGCUGCGUGACCGCAUGGUCGUGAAGCUUAAGGAGCAGUUCACCAACACCUUGACCAAGAAUCCGCUCCCCAGGCGCAAGCUACCCGGUACACCGACGGCCGAGCAGAGUAAGCUGGUCCUGACACGCCACGCGGCCGUGCUAGGGCUGGGUGCGCUCAUCCAAGCGUUCCCGUACACGAGCCCUCCGCCAGCGUGGUACACGGAUGUCCUUGCCAGUCUGGCGCGCAAGGCGGCGGCGGAUCCGGGCAUGGUGGGCAAGAGCGUGAAGAGCAUCUUGGCCGACUUUAAGAAGACGAGGCAGGAUACUUGGCAUGUGGACGUUAAGGCUUUCGAGCAGGAGCAGCUGGAGGACUUGGAGGGCGUGCUGUGGAAGAGCUACUUCGCUUGAUCGCCGCUGCCACGCGGUAAAACGAUACGAACAUGCGAUGUAAUAUACACGUGCCAAUGGUAGACGUAUAGGGCUUAGGGUACCGCAUGAUAGGCGUGUUCAGUGAUUUGCAUGGGCGGCGCUGAAAAGAAAUAUUAGGCAUGUGUUUAUGC
Molecule: messenger RNA, 6263 nt
Organism: Paraphaeosphaeria sporulosa
Lineage: Eukaryota; Fungi; Ascomycota; Dothideomycetes; Pleosporales; Didymosphaeriaceae
Exons: 3
Coding region: 208-6111 (1967 amino acids)
Biological process (GO): proteasomal ubiquitin-independent protein catabolic process
Cellular component (GO): cytosol; nucleus
Molecular function (GO): peptidase activator activity; proteasome binding
Source: RefSeq, a predicted model, not a curated record